Molecule: messenger RNA, 3519 nt
Organism: Chanos chanos (milkfish)
Lineage: Eukaryota; Metazoa; Chordata; Actinopteri; Gonorynchiformes; Chanidae
Gene: prtga
Product: protogenin homolog a (Gallus gallus)
Exons: 19
Coding region: 1-3519 (1172 amino acids)
Biological process (GO): cell-cell adhesion
Molecular function (GO): protein binding
Source: RefSeq, a predicted model, not a curated record
AUGGCUAGUUUUAAAAAGAGAUUAUAUCAGCGAUUGCUGGUUUUUGCAGUAUUUCUACCCAUCUCAGGUGUUUUAUGUUUUAGUGAGCUGUUUUUCAUUAAGGAGCCCCAUGAUGUGACCGUUAUGAGGAAAGACGCCGUUAUUUUGGACUGUCAGGCGCACGGAGAGGCGCCCAUCGACAUCAGGUGGUUAAAAAACGGAGUACGGCUCGCAGAGACGGAGAGAAUGUACCCGCUAAUCAACGGCUCACUUUAUAUCUCUGAAGUGGAGAACAGGAGAGGAGACAAAUCAGAUGAAGGGUUUUACCAGUGCCUUGCUCAGAACAAGUACGGAGCCAUUCUGAGCCAAAAGGCUCGUCUAACUAUCGCAAGUAUAUCCCCCUUCACCGUCCAGCCCACCUCCAUCGUGGUGACGGAAGGCACAGUGGCGAGAUUCGCCUGCAAAAUCACGGCCAACCCUCCGCCCAUCAUCACGUGGGAGUUUAACCGAGUCACCUUACCUCUGGCCACAGAAAGGAUCACUGUGUUGCCAAGCGGAGUGCUUCAGAUCCAAGGAGUGGACCAGAAGGAUGCGGGGAACUAUCGUUGUGUCGCCACCAACAUUGCCAACCGGCGUCGGAGCACAGAGGCUACUCUCACGGUUACCCCAGCUCCCAGCCCCAGACUGCCCCAGAGACCUCAAAUCAUCGCAGGGCCUCAGAACGUUACCGUGGCGAUGCACGGAAAUGCCAUCUUGGAGUGUAUGGCUACAGGAAACCCCCGGCCUCUCAUCUCGUGGAGCCGGGCGGAUCAGAAGUCCAUCGACGUCUUCAACACCAAAGUGCUGGGAAGCGGGAACCUCGUGAUCUCGGACGUGAAGCCGCAGCACGCCGGAGUUUACUUCUGCCGGGCCACCACUCCCGGCACGCGCAACUACACCAUCGCGGCAGCAAACAUCACGGUUUUAGCACCUCCCGCCCUGGUGGAGUGGCCAGAGAGUUUGACCCGCCCUAGAGCUGGCACCGCCCGUUUUGUCUGCCAGGCCGAGGGCUUUCCGCCACCCAGCAUCACCUGGCUGAAGAACGGAGAACGGGUCCACUCCAACGGCCGCAUCAAGAUGUACAACAGCAAACUGGUGAUCAACCAGAUCAUCCCCGAAGACGACGCCAUCUACCAGUGCCAGGCGGAGAACGACCUGGGAUCCGUCCUCACCACGGCCCGCCUGAUCGUGGUGAUGUCAGAGGACCGGCCCAGCGCCCCCAGAAACGCCCGGGCCGACACCGUCUCCAGCUCCGCGAUCCUCCUGGCGUGGGAACGGCCGCUCUACAACUCGGACAAAGUCAUCGCCUACUCCGUUCACUACAUGAAGGCUGAAGGUUUGAACAACGAGGAGUAUCAGGUUGUCAUCGGUAACGAUACCACGCGUUACAUCAUCGACGAUCUGGAACCAGCGAGAAACUACACUUUUUACGUCGUGGCCUACAUGCCCAUGGGAGCGAGUCGCAUGUCUGAUCACGUCAUCCAGCACACGCUCGAGGAUGUGCCUUUGCGUGCUCCUGAGCUCAGUCUGACCAGCCGCAGUCCCACGGACAUCCACGUCUCCUGGCAGCCUCUGCCGGCCAAGCUGAGCCGCGGCCGGAUUUCGGCGUACCGCAUCUCUUACCGCACCAGUGCGGACGGGGCCGUCUCCCAGCUGGAACUGCCCGGCGAGCAAACCCGGCACCUCCUGGAGGACCUGCAACCCGAUACCAUUUACCUCGUCCGUAUUGCUGCAGCGACUAGCGUGGGCUGGGGGGAGCAGUCCGCGUGGACCUCUCACCGCACACCCAAGGCCUCUAGCACCAAAGUGCCUCUGGCUCCAGAGCUUCAGCUGGAGCCCCUGAACUGUACCACCAUAGCCGUCCGCUGGCGUCUGUCUCCAGGCAACGCUGCCGGCGUGCAGGGCUACCGUCUGUUCUACCACGAGGAGAACCAGCCCGAGAGCGCCCCCAUCCUGCUCCGCGCACAGGACAGCCAGCAUACCAUCGGAGGGUUGGACCCGAGGAAGAAAUAUCACGUGAAGCUCCUUGCCUACAACUUUAUGGGAGAAGGCUAUCAAGCAGACCAGACUGUGAGCACUCCGGGGUGUGUCUCGGUUCGCGAUCGCCUAGUCCCUCCGCCUCCGCCGCCUCAUCACGUUUACGCCCAGACCAACAGCUCGUCCUCCGUGCACCUGCACUGGGGCCGCCCGGCCUUCAUCACGGGCCAGGCUGCCGUAAACUACACCGUCCGCUGUAACCCAGUGGGUCUCCAGAACGCCUCUCUGGUUCUUUACCUGCAAACGUCUGAGCAGAGUCUUCUAGUAAAAGACCUGGAUCCCAACACCCGCUAUGAGUUUGCUGUUCGCCUGCAUGUGGACCAGCUCUCCAGUCCCUGGAGUCCAGUUGUAUAUCAGACCACUCUCCCCGAAGCUCCUACCCAGCCACCGUCUGGAGUGAAAGUGACCCUGAUUGAGCAUGACACAGCAUUGGUGUCGUGGAAACUUCCAGAUGAGCCCAAUGUGGCAGUGACUCGCUACACAAUCCUGUACGCCUCACGCAAGGCCUGGGUGGCCGGGGAGUGGCAGGUGCUUCACAGGGAAGGGAGCAUCACCAUGGCCCUGCUGGAGAAUCUACAGCCCGGAAACAUCUACCUUGUCAAGGUGUCGGCCUCCAACGAAAUGGGAGACGGCCCGUUCUCGACCGUGGUGGAACUGGCGGUGCGCACCGGUGGGUCGUCAGACCGACGUUCCGGCCCCUCGCACAGCUCUGCUCGCGCCACAGUGUUCUCUGAUGGGUUUUACCACCUGGAUCAGAGGUCAAUGAGUGGCAUCAUCGUGGGGGUGUGCAUCGCCUUAACCUGCAUCAUCAUCUGUGCCUUGGUCCUCAUCUGCAGGGGCAAAGCCAGGAAAUCCUGUACAACUAAAACUGUCAGGCAAGGAGGGGAUCAGGCUCCUCCCACAACUGUCCACCUGACCAAUGAAAAUCAAGCGGAGAAUGCUGAAGUCAUGGUUCCCAUGAUGAGAGGAGAACACUUCAUCGAUGCAAAGGGUGGAACAGAUCUAAUCAUUAACAGCUAUGGCCCAGUCAAGCCUACGACUAACAAGAAGGCUAAAAAGAAAUGGCUUUUCUUCAAUAAGGAAGACAAACAGAGAGGCCAGGUAGUACAGAGCAGGGACCAUAGCACGUGCUCCUGUCAGCCAGGCGCCGCGUUGUUGCGCUAUAAAGACGAGUCGCCGCCCUCCGCCCUCCAGCCGGAUUCUACUCACAUCCUGUUCGAGACGCCCGGCGACUCGGAGGGCUCGCACACCAGCGAGGGCAGCCACGAGACGGGCGACUCGGGUCGGUACUCUCACGACGAGACGGAGGCGACCGGCCCGCCCUCCGGCCCGGGCAGCCGCCCCGCGUCCCUGGGGGCCGAGGACGGCGAGGGCGUGGAGGAGAGCCCCGCCCGUCACGCCCACCCCGCGGUCGAGAUCGGACGGGUCGCGCUCGAGCCCGGUCAACAACAGGAGCUGCAGUGA